This is a messenger RNA of Cylas formicarius (sweet potato weevil), 1564 nucleotides long. It is a transcript of the gene Vps29, whose product is annotated as vacuolar protein sorting-associated protein 29. Gene Ontology annotation, cellular component: endosome; retromer complex. Lineage: Eukaryota; Metazoa; Arthropoda; Insecta; Coleoptera; Brentidae. The transcript is spliced from 4 exons. Bases 134 to 682 code for a protein of 182 amino acids. Gene Ontology annotation, biological process: intracellular protein transport; retrograde transport, endosome to Golgi. The record is from RefSeq and is a predicted model, not a curated record.
GUUACACCCACUGGUGCAUUGCCUAUGGUAUAGAAAGAAGAAUAAUUAUGGCCAAAGUUUUUGUUAAAACGCCUUUACAAAUUGUUUAUAAGUUUAUUAAUAGUUAAUUAUUUAUUCAUACUAAUACUAUAAGAUGUUAGUACUUGUGUUGGGCGAUCUUCACAUUCCACAUAGAUGUAGCAAUUUGCCGGCUAAGUUUAAGAAACUUUUGGUGCCAGGCAGGAUUCAGCACAUAUUGUGUACCGGCAAUCUCUGUACGAAAGAAUCGUAUGAUUAUUUAAAGACUCUAGCUUCUGAUGUCCACGUCGUCAGGGGAGAUUUUGACGACAAUUUAAACUAUCCAGAACAAAAAGUGGUAACAGUGGGACAGUUUCGUAUAGGAUUGUGCCAUGGACACCAGGUGGUUCCUUGGGGUGACCCGGAAUCUUUAGCGCUAAUUCAAAGGCAGCUGGAUGUAGAUAUUUUGAUUUCCGGACAUACCCACAAAUUCGAGGCAUAUGAACAUGAAAACAAAUUCUACAUCAACCCUGGAUCUGCUACCGGAUCCUAUAAUGCUUUAGAUACGUUUAUAACUCCAUCAUUCGUGUUGAUGGACAUCCAAAACACAACGGUGGUCACUUAUGUGUAUCAGCUGGUUGGUGAUGAUGUGAAAGUUGAAAGAAUUGAAUAUAAAAAGAAUUAAUGCAUAAGGAAUACCCACUUUCUUGGGUAAAUGAUUUAUUAUCACUAAUGGCUUGCAAAAUAUAUGGGAAUUAUUUACAGAUUUAGGACCGAAAUGUUAGCAUGAUACCAUUGCAUUUUAUAAUUUUUUUAAAGAAUGUUUUGACAGGUUCAAAAAUUAAUAAAAUAAAACAAUAUUAAAACAAAUUUGAACCAAAUAUAAUUCAAGUAUUAACAUAUUUUUUAGAAAUAUACAACAGACUAUUUGAUAGUGGAAAAAAUUGAUUGCAAGUAAGUUUUUUGGGGCAGCUAAUUCUUAUAUAUUUGAUAUCCUUGAAAUAAAAUGUGAACCCUUGCCAAUGUACUUAGCCCGAAGUAGGUACAUAAACUUUAAAGCAGUCUCCAAAUUUAGAUAAAUUAGAUUUUUAAUUUGACCUACUAAAAAAAAUCCGUGCCCCAUGUACCCCCAUAAAAAAAGCCCAAAUUAUAAUUAUUAUUCUCACAAUCUUGAUAUGAGUUAAGGUCGCAUAACAAAGCAAUAGUCAUAGGUUAAAUUGACAAUGACCUCAAUAGUUCGUAAAAAAAUCUUGUUAACAUGUAUAGGGGGUUCCCAAAAUUUUAAAACUAAUAUUGUGUGAUGAAAACAAAACUGCCAGUAAUUAUCUUAGAAUAAUUAAGAGAUAAUUAAAAUGAUCUUCAUAGACGAAAGCCUUACAUAAUUCACCAUAUUAUAGAAUUUAGAAAAGCCUUAUCCCUUGGUGCCAACUGUUUGACCUUAUUCUCUUAUGACGUUACUAAAUAAUGCGUUUUCUUGACUUUUUCAAAAAUAUGCAAGAGAAUUAAACUCCACAAAACUAACCCGUCAAAUAACCUGGGCCGUUUAUCAAAAAUAAAUUAUAGAAUA